Molecule: messenger RNA, 654 nt
Organism: Prunus armeniaca (apricot)
Lineage: Eukaryota; Viridiplantae; Streptophyta; Magnoliopsida; Rosales; Rosaceae
Source: the annotation of a GenBank genome assembly
AUGAAGGUCCACCCGAUGCCCAAGAAGCGCAACAUCACCAUCCAAUACAACUCAAGCAACCCACUUUCUGAAGCUGAGGCCCUUCUGGGUCUGACCCACAAGAAGCUCCGCCGCCUGCCUCAUGUCUUCAGUCGGGUCCUGGAGCUUCCAUUUCGCUCCGACGCCGAAGUUUUGGUCGAGGAGAACCCCGAUUGCUUCCGAUUUAUUGCCGAAACAGAUAACAUCGGCGACGGCGUGAGGGCCCACACCGUCGAAAUCUAUCCGGGUGUGACCAAAAUCGUGGUUCGGGAAAGUGGGUCGGCGGAAUUGACAUUGGACGAGCUUGAGCUCGACAUGUGGAGGUUUCGGCUGCCCGAGUCGACUCGGCCCGAGUUGGCAAGCGCGGUUUUCGUCGACGGUGAGCUUAUCGUGACGGUGCCGAAGGCCGAGGGGAUCGAGAAUUCGGACGGUGGAAAUGGCGGUGGAGAGGUUUGGGGUGAUGGAGAUGGGAAUGGGAAUGGGGGUUUCAGAGGAGGUAUGGGUAACCGCCUUGUGCUUGUACAUAUAGAAGAAAAUGAGAGUGAGAAUGAGAAUGAGGAUGAGAUUGAGAGAGAGGAUGAGAUGGGAGGAUGGGAGGGAGGAGUAACAAAAAAAGCCAGAGGUUUUCUUGGUUAG